Halichondria panicea is the source of this 1278-nucleotide messenger RNA. RefSeq lists its product as uncharacterized. Bases 150 to 1172 code for a protein of 340 amino acids. NCBI's taxonomy places the organism in Eukaryota, Metazoa, Porifera, Demospongiae, Suberitida, Halichondriidae. The transcript has 5 exons. The record is from RefSeq and is a predicted model, not a curated record.
AAGAGUCGUAUGAAACAAUUAGUUCAGGACUAUCUGAGGUAUUGAAGGAGUUGAACGACAUCAUUUCACACCCACUACUCACUGUUGAUGAAACAGAGUACCGCCUUGAGUUUUUCCUGGGUAGUGAUUACAAGUUUCUUUUACUGAGUAUGGGCCUCAACAAAGCAACCUCUAUGUACGCUUGUGUCUGGUGUACCAUCAAGAAGGAUGAAAGGUAUAUCUAUAAUUAUUAUAUGCUUAAACCUAGCUUCCCCAUUUGCCGCUAUAGGUGGGAUAUGUCAAAGGAUAGGGCUGACUACACCGUAACAAAUGCAAGAACAUUGAGUUCCCUACAAGCAAAAGGCGCACUUCCCAGCAGUAAACCAGCAAGUGUACGACUAGGAUCAAUUACAACACCACUACUGAACAUAGAGCCAGACCAUAUAAUACCCGAUGAGCUACACCUACUCCUACGUAUAGCUGACGUUUUAACAAGAAAUCUCAUUCUAGAGAUAGUGGCAUCUGCUAAACAAGACAGACAAGGAAACGCACAUAUACUCACUCACCUACAAACACUACAGACGAUCAUUAAAGACUGUGGUAUCACGUUCAGGGUAUGGGAAGCAAGGGGUCCAGAUGGCAAAGCUUCUGGACAUUACGAAUGGACAUCACUGCAGGGGAACGACACCAAGAAGUUUCUGGAACGUCUCCCAGUGAGGUUUGCUGACCUACUGAAGGAAGAAAUUCAAGCUAAAAUGGCCCAACUUUGGACAGAAUUUCUCUCUUUGUAUAAGAUGGUUUCUAGCUGGACUCCACCUCCCAGUGAAGUGGUUGAGCAAAAGGCGAAAGACUGGAUAAGGCUUUUCUUGAGCUUGAAGCACAAGUGUCAAGGGUUUCAGGAAAAGAAUAUUACGCCCUAUAUGCACACACUGGUCUUUCACUUCCCUUACUUUAUUUCAAAAUACGGAAAUGUCAAGAUGUUUAGUGGACAAGGGGUGGAGAAAAAUAAUGAUGACGCCAAGAGACACUACUUCUCCAGUAAUCUGCAUGACCCAGUGGGGGAGGUUCUGAAAGCUGAAGCGAGAAUAGACGAGACAUCACAAUUUAAGCGAAAGAAACGAAAGUACAUACGAAAAACUCCAUUAGAUUUAGUAGACAUGAACAAACAGCCACGACUUGACUCUGAAUCAUGAUUAAUUCUACCCAACAUAAUAAUAUAGUAUACUAUAUAUCCUGAUAGAUUGUACACAUUUACUAUCUUCAAGUAAAUGACUGCUAGCCUAUACUUACUUGCAGCCA